Dunckerocampus dactyliophorus (ringed pipefish) is the source of this 1724-nucleotide messenger RNA. It is a transcript of the gene tmem203, whose product is annotated as transmembrane protein 203. The transcript is spliced from 2 exons. NCBI's taxonomy places the organism in Eukaryota, Metazoa, Chordata, Actinopteri, Syngnathiformes, Syngnathidae. Gene Ontology annotation, biological process: intracellular calcium ion homeostasis. Bases 393 to 809 code for a protein of 138 amino acids. The record is from RefSeq and is a predicted model, not a curated record. Gene Ontology annotation, cellular component: endoplasmic reticulum.
AUAUACAUGUCAAACCGUGCGCUGUAUGAAACAGUCGGUUGACUGUCAUUUCUCUCGACUGUCUUGGGUUAGCUUGCUAGCCCAACACUGUACAGGUUGGCUUUGGAACUGUGUGCUACCGUCGUCGAUGGGAAUAUUUACCUGAGCCAGUCCAGCCUGAGACUGGAGGUACUUCCAGCAUUCAUCUGUAUAGUCAUCCUCUAAGAAUGGACUCAAAGAUGUAGCCCAAAAACAAUUAAAAAUAAAGGGGCUCAUUUAUGAGAUUCUUCAGCAUACCUGAAUGGAACUUUGAACCUGUGACCCUAAACUUGGCGUGUGACAUCCCCUAACCAGGGUUUGCCAAGCCAUCCUCCAACAGUCCAUUUGUGUUUAAACAUCCAGGUUCUUUUGCCAUGCUGUUCUCUCUGCGUGAACUUGUCCAGUGGCUGGGCUUUGCCACAUUUGAACUCUUCCUCCACCUUCUGGCUUUUCUGGUCUUCAGCAUGCUGGUUGCCCUGCGAGCUGACAUGUUCACACCCACCCUUAGCUGGUGGCUGGUGUUCGUCCCCCUCUUUGCCGCCGACGGUCUCAGCACCUACUUCACCGCCAUCGUGUCCACGCGGCUCUACCAGGAGAACGAGAAGCGUCUGGCAGUGCUGCGGCUUCUCUGGGUGCUGACGGUACUCAGCCUGAAGCUGGUGUGUGAAGUUCUGCUGUGCCAGAAGUUGGCGGAGCAGGAGCAAGCCAGAGACCUUUGGUUUGGCCUUAUUGUCUCGCCGCUGUUCAUUCUUCUGCAGCUGCUGAUGAUCCGAGCUUGCCGGGUCAACUGAAGAGGUGAUGGUAUGUUCUCGACAUUUAACAGGCGCUCCCCCCCCCCAUCUGCCAUGCCAUUAGAGAUUUAGAGUCAAGCGAUGGUUUUAAUGUUUCUGUUUGGCUCAUCGUCACCUCUGCUGGUCUAACAUGGACAUGCAUACACUCUAGCCCCGGUGUUCUUUGGAUUUCACAUCAUUGAACAAACAUAUGUAUGACAGUAUUCAAAAUAGCUGCUGUGUGUGUGUGCAUGUGCAAGUAAGUAACAAGGUGCCCAUUCCAUCAUCUUUUAGGCCAACAGUGCAAGCAUAACCAUGCUAUUCAAGGCUAAGCUCAACUGUUAAUUGAAAAAGUCUGACCAAUUAAUUUGGCUGGGUUUUGACCAAGUUGUAAUAUUUUUUUUUAGAAAGCUUGGAUUGGAAUAAUGCGAAUUUAACCACAGAUUGUCAGAGCAAUAACGUACGUGUGUGUGUGUGUGUGUGUGAGGAUACGGGACACAUCAGUGCCUCUUCAUUGUGCAAUCAGUGGUUGACAAUGAGCCAUGAGGAAGAUUACUACCACAGUUAUGUUUUAAAAUGCACAUGUGCUCACAACAACACAUUUUGUUAUAUGAACUACAGAAACUUAACAGGAUUUUGAAGCAAGACCAUGUCAUCCAAAGACAUUGUAGGUGUAUCAUUUUUGUGCCCGCUGCCCAAAAAUAACAAAUUGUACACAUACUUAUAUUUGAAACGUGUCAGCUGGAAAUUUAGAAGUGCACAUCUGUGUUUAUCUUAUGCUGUGCAACUGCAACAUUUAAAAGCCUCAUUCCCUAUGUGAAAUAUUAUGUAAUGUGUGUAUAUGUUGUGUUUGUGAAAGAAGCCCACAUUGAUUUGUUUCUUACUCCUUAUCUGUAUAUGCUGUGUAAAUAAAUCAAUAUUUAUGUCAUGCUUUAU